GCCGCCCUCGUCGGCCGCAUGGCGCUCCGGGGCUUCUGCCGUGCCGAUGGCUCCGACCCUUUCUGGGACUGGAAUGUCACAUGGUACACCAGCAAUCCUGACUUCACCAAGUGCUUUCAGAAUACCGCCCUUGUGUGGGUGCCUUGUUUUUACCUCUGGGCCUGCUUCCCCUUCUAUUUCCUCUAUCUCUCCCAGCAUGACCGGGGCUACAUUCAGAUGACACAUCUCAACAAAGCCAAAACCGCCUUAGGGUUUUUGCUGUGGAUUGUCUGUUGGGCAGACCUCUUCUACUCUUUCUGGGAAAGAAGUGGAGGUGUGUUCCUGGCCCCCAUGUUUCUGGUCAGUCCAACCCUUUUGGGCAUUACCAUGCUGCUUGCUACCUUCAUAAUUCAGCUUGAGAGAAGGAAAGGAAUCCACUCUUCAGGAAUCAUGCUUACUUUCUGGCUUGUAGCCCUAUUGUGUGCUGCUGCCAUCUUGAGAUCCAAAAUCAUGGCUGCCUUAAAAGAGGAUGCCCGAGUGGAUAUAUUUCGUGACAUCACUUUCUACAUUUACUUCUCCCUUGUGCUGGUUCAGCUUGUGUUAUCUUGUUUCUCAGACCGCUCGCCUCUGUUCUCUGAGACCGUCAAUGACCCUAACCCUUGCCCAGAAUCCGGUGCCUCCUUCCUUUCCAGGAUCACCUUCUGGUGGAUCACAGGGUUGGUGGUUCAAGGCUACCGCCAGCCACUGGAGAGCACGGACCUCUGGUCCCUAAACAAGGAGGACACAUCAGAGCAGGUUGUGCCUGUCUUAGUGAAGAACUGGAAGAAGGAAUGUGCCAAGUCUAGAAAGCAGCCAGUGAAGAUUAUGUACUCCUCCAGGGACCCUGCCAAGCCAAAAGGCUCCAAGGUGGAUGUGAAUGAGGAGGCGGAGGCUUUGAUCGUCAAGUCCCCCCAGAAGGAGCGGAAUCCAUCCCUGUUCAAGGUGUUAUACAAGACCUUUGGGCCCUACUUCCUCAUGAGCUUCUUAUUUAAGGCACUCCACGACCUAAUGAUGUUUGCUGGCCCGGAAAUCUUAAAGCUGCUCAUCAGCUUUGUCAAUGACAAGAAGGCCCCGGACUGGCAGGGCUACUUCUACACGGUGCUCCUCUUCAUCUCUGCCUGCCUCCAGACCCUUGUACUGCACCAGUACUUCCAUAUCUGCUUCGUCAGUGGCAUGAGGAUCAAGACUGCUGUCAUUGGGGCUGUCUACCGAAAGGCCUUGGUGAUUACCAAUUCAGCCAGAAAGUCCUCCACAGUCGGAGAGAUCGUCAAUCUCAUGUCUGUGGAUGCCCAGCGGUUCAUGGACUUGGCCACGUACAUUAACAUGAUCUGGUCAGCCCCUCUGCAAGUCAUCCUUGCUCUCUACCUCCUGUGGCUGAACCUGGGCCCAUCUGUCCUGGCUGGAUUGGCUGUAAUGAUCCUCAUGGUUCCCCUCAAUGCUGUGAUGGCAAUGAAGACCAAGACCUACCAGGUGGCUCACAUGAAGAGCAAAGAUAAUCGGAUUAAGUUGAUGAAUGAAAUUCUCAAUGGGAUGAAGGUACUGAAGCUUUAUGCUUGGGAGCUGGCUUUCAAGGAGAAGGUGUUGGCUAUCAGGCAGGAGGAGCUGAAGGUACUGAAGAAGUCUGCUUACCUGGGAGCCUUGGGGACCUUCACCUGGGUCUGCACACCUUUCCUGGUGGCCCUGUCUACAUUUGCUGUCUAUGUGACCGUUGGCAAGAACAACAUCCUGGACGCCCAGAAAGCUUUCGUGUCCUUGGCCUUGUUCAACAUCCUGCGGUUUCCCCUGAACAUUCUCCCCAUGGUCAUCAGCAGCGUUGUGCAGGCGAGUGUGUCCCUCAAACGCCUCAGGAUCUUCCUCUCUCACGAGGAGCUGGAGCCCGAUAGCAUUGAGCGGCGUCCUGCCAAAGAUGGUGGGGGGACAAACAGCAUCACCAUGAAGAAUGCCACGUUCACCUGGGCCAGGAGUGACCCGCCCACACUGAAUGGCAUCACCUUCUCGGUUCCAGAAGGUUCCUUGGUGGCAGUGGUGGGCCAGGUGGGCUGUGGAAAAUCGUCUCUGCUCUCAGCACUGUUGGCCGAGAUGGACAAAGUGGAGGGGCACGUGGCUCUCAAGGGCUCAGUGGCCUAUGUCCCCCAGCAGGCCUGGAUCCAGAAUGAUUCGCUCAGAGAAAACAUCCUUUUUGGACACCAGAUGCAGGAGCGGUAUUACAAGGCUGUGAUUGAGGCCUGUGCUCUCCUCCCAGACCUGGAGAUCCUGCCCAGUGGGGACCGGACAGAGAUUGGCGAGAAGGGUGUAAACCUGUCUGGGGGCCAGAAGCAGCGUGUGAGCCUGGCCCGGGCUGUGUACUGUGACGCCGACAUCUACCUCUUUGAUGAUCCCCUCUCGGCAGUGGAUGCCCAUGUGGGAAAGCACAUAUUUGAAAAUGUGGUGGGCCCUAAGGGGAUGCUGAAGAACAAGACACGGAUCCUGGUCACACACAGCAUCAGCUACCUGCCUCAGGUGGAUGUCAUCAUCGUCAUGAGUGGUGGCAAGAUCUCUGAGAUGGGCUCCUACCAGGAGCUGCUGGCCCGGGACGGGGCCUUCGCCGAGUUUCUGCGCACCUACGCCAGUGCAGAGCAGGAGCAGGAUGCAGAGGAUGAAGGGUUAACAGGCAGCAGUGGUCCAGCGAAGGAGGCGAAGCUGGAGAAUGGAAUGCUUGUAACAGACACCGCGGGGAAGCAGCUGCAGAGACAGCUCAGCAGCUCCUCGUCAUACAGCGGGGAGACACACAGACACCACAACAGCACCGCAGAGCUCCAGCAAGCCGGAGCAGAGAAGGAGGCCUGGAAGCUGAUGGAGGCAGACAAGGCUCAAACUGGGCAGGUCAAGCUCUCUGUGUACUGGGAUUACAUGAAAGCUAUUGGACUCUUCAUUUCCUUUCUGAGCAUCCUCCUCUUCUUGUGUAACCAUGUUGCUUCCCUGGCUUCUAACUACUGGCUCAGUCUCUGGACUGAUGAUCCUGUCGUCAAUGGGACCCAGGAACACACAAAACUCCGGCUGAGUAUAUAUGGAGCCCUGGGCAUUUCUCAAGGUAUUGCUGUGUUUGGCUACUCCAUGGCAGUGUCCAUCGGGGGCAUUUUUGCCUCCCGCCGCCUGCACCUGGAUCUGCUGCAUAACGUCCUCCGGUCGCCCAUGAGCUUCUUUGAGCGGACGCCUAGUGGGAACCUGGUGAACCGCUUCUCCAAGGAGAUGGACACAGUGGACUCAAUGAUCCCGCAGGUCAUCAAGAUGUUCAUGGGCUCCCUGUUCAAUGUCAUCGGUGCCUGCAUCAUCAUCCUGCUGGCCACGCCCAUUGCUGCUGUCAUCAUCCCGCCCCUGGGCCUCAUCUACUUCUUUGUCCAGAGGUUCUAUGUGGCCUCCUCCCGGCAGCUGAAGCGCCUGGAGUCAGUCAGCCGCUCCCCAGUGUACUCCCACUUCAAUGAGACUCUGCUGGGGGUGAGCGUCAUCCGUGCCUUUGAGGAACAGGAGCGCUUCAUUCACCAGAGUGACCUGAAGGUGGACGAGAACCAGAAGGCCUACUACCCCAGCAUCGUGGCCAAUAGAUGGCUGGCCGUGCGGCUGGAGUGUGUUGGCAACUUUAUCGUGCUCUUUGCGGCCCUGUUUGCGGUGAUCUCCCGGCACAGCCUCAGUGCUGGUUUGGUGGGCCUCUCUGUGUCUUACUCGUUGCAGGUGACCACAUACUUGAACUGGCUAGUACGGAUGUCGUCUGAGAUGGAAACCAACAUAGUGGCCGUGGAGAGACUCAAGGAGUAUUCAGAAACUGAGAAGGAGGCUCCCUGGCAAAUUGAGGAGACGGCUCCGCCCAGCACCUGGCCUCAGGUGGGCCGAGUGGAAUUCCGGGACUAUGGCCUGCGUUACCGAGAAGACCUGGACUUAGUGCUCAAGCACAUCAAUGUCACUAUUGAUGGGGGAGAGAAGAUUGGUAUCGUGGGGCGAACGGGAGCUGGGAAGUCAUCCCUGACCCUGGGCUUGUUUCGGAUCAACGAGUCUGCCGAGGGACAGAUCAUUAUUGAUGGCAUCAACAUUGCCCAGAUUGGCCUGCACAGUCUCCGCUUCAAGAUCACCAUCAUCCCCCAGGAUCCCAUUUUGUUUUCGGGCUCCCUCCGCAUGAACCUGGACCCAUUCAACCAGUACACAGACGAAGAGGUCUGGAUGUCACUGGAGCUGGCUCACCUGAAAAGCUUCGUGUCCUCCCUUCCAGAUAAGCUGAACCAUGAGUGUGCAGAAGGCGGGGAGAACCUAAGUGUCGGACAGCGCCAGCUUGUGUGCCUGGCCCGGGCUCUGCUGAGGAAGACGAAGAUCCUGGUGUUGGAUGAGGCCACGGCAGCUGUGGACCUGGAAACGGACAACCUUAUACAGUCCACCAUCCGGACCCAGUUUGACGACUGCACUGUCCUCACCAUUGCUCACCGGCUCAACACCAUCAUGGACUACACAAGGGUGAUUGUCCUGGAUAAAGGGGAGAUCCGAGAGUGUGGCUCCCCCUCCGACCUCCUGCAGCAGAGAGGCCUGUUCUACAGCAUGGCCAAAGAUGCCGGCUUGGUGUGA
Orycteropus afer afer is the source of this 4605-nucleotide messenger RNA. NCBI's taxonomy places the organism in Eukaryota, Metazoa, Chordata, Mammalia, Tubulidentata, Orycteropodidae. The record is from RefSeq and is a predicted model, not a curated record.